AGAGGAGGAGUGCGAUGGUUCGUCGCUCUCAGUAUAACGUCACUUUGCCCCGUUUCUGCAUCAUGAAUUCUCGUUCCCAGAGCCCGGCCUGUCUCUCUUAGCCGGCGGAGCAUUAGCACGACGAAAAACAAUGAUUUGAUUGGCUAGAUUCUUGGACUACUGUUCAACGAUGGUUUUCAUCCCAAAGAUAUCCAAUGGUUUAAUCUUUAGCUAAAACCGUUCAUUUACAGAUGCACUUCAUGUACGAGUGAAGGUACUCAGUGAUAAAUAACUCUGAUCUAGCCUUGAACUAAAACACCACUCCACACUUUCUAUCAAGGACGGUUGUAUAUCGCCUGGGUGACCCUUUCCGGAGAAGCUUAUUUCGACACCGGAAAUAAAAAUUCCGAUAGCGGUUUUCACCAAUGAUUUGUGCGGGUCGAAGCGCGAAAAGGAAUCGAGUAAAGAUGCUCGUAAGAUUUUCAAGCACCGUGCAUUUGGGCUGUGAUUGAAAACUGGGGAAAACUGGCCCGAGGUCGUGGCAGUACGGACCAAGCGCACCGAGGUCCUCACAAAAGCCAAUCCGAACGCUCUGAUUUGCCUCAAGACUACCUUGUCGUAUAAUAAGACGCAAUACCGCACAGCUCGUUAUAUAUUAUUUUAUCUCUAUAUGUAUAAAUUUCUGGAUUCAUGAACACGAUGUUGUUGAAAAUUUAUCUUUUUCGCUCUAAGUCCAAGCUUAGCGUUAACAAAUCAUUUUUCCGUGGUUCCCAGUCCUCCCGUUAACUUUCUGUGAAGUCUUCCCGGCAACCUUUGAGUCAAAACAUGGCGGACAAAUUGCCGUGAUAGUACUAGAUCCCUAUUGAAAAUCUCUCCGAUCUGGAAGACAACCAUGCUCGACAGCGUCAUUUUACUGCUUUUACUUUCAGUGCCUCCUAUUUUCUCACACCAGCAGGAAAAUAACGAAACAAAAUGCCCGGUGUUUUCGGGGCAGUCAAUUUUCGUAAACACCACUGGGGAGGACUCCGAGACCUGUGGACCGCAAACCAAGCCUUGCCGCAGUAUUGCUUACGCUGUUGAGCUUGCAGGUCGCAAGAAUAUUAACUCGGUUAUAUUAAAUAUCUCCGUGGGUAACUACCAAGAGGCGGAAAGUCUUAAACUCGACUGUGGUAGACGGAGGUUGCAGCGUGUUACUUUCUGGGGAGCGAGGCAACACAAGCAAGUGGUUGAAGUUGAUUUCUCAUUAAAUGUACAGUUCUGUGAAGUGAGCAUGGUUGAUCUUCACUGGAAGAACAGUCAACCUGUCCUGUAUCAUGCUCUUAUGUCCAACAUAACAAUUUGUCAGUGUACGGCACAAGGAACAAACGUUAGCAUCACUGCAAGCUCAUCUACUAUUACACUUCAAGAAAACAGCAUUUCUAGGUGUUCAGGCUACCACCUUGGGUUGCCUUUACUCUCAGUAAUGUCGUUUCCAGGAGAUCUUAGCACAUUACAUAUUAUAAAUUGUAACAUUUCGGAUAAUUUUGGACCGGUUGUUUUUGUGGGAAGUGUUCAUACAGUAACCAUUGUUGCCUCAAACUUCGAGGGUAACAGAGUAUCUUCUGACAAGAAAAUCAUCACAGCUCAAGUUUCAUGUCUUAAUAUAUCUAGCACAAGGUUCAUCAGAAACUCUGGAAAUUUGCUGGGAUUAGAAGACGAUGAUUCAUCAGCUAGUUUAGAGAAAUGUCAUUUCAGCUGUAAUAUGGUCAACAGCAGUUUGUUUUUGCCACCUGUGAUGCCACACAAUAUUAAUCAAGUGUUCUGUUCUAACUGCACUGUGGACAAUGAAUGCCCAGGUAAAAUACACUGUGCAACUGUUUCUGUACAUCAGAAUUUAAAAUCUCAGCUUCAGACAAUUUCCAUACUCCUGGUACAGAAGGGAUUGAAAUUUCUUGGGGUGGGGUGCGAGGAGUUCUGCAGGACCAAAAAAUUUAAAGAAAUGUAGGAAGCUCAUAGACAAUUGGAAUUUCCAGAGGGGUGGGGGUGGAGUUCUUAG
Orbicella faveolata is the source of this 2014-nucleotide messenger RNA. RefSeq lists its product as uncharacterized. Lineage: Eukaryota; Metazoa; Cnidaria; Anthozoa; Scleractinia; Merulinidae. The record is from RefSeq and is a predicted model, not a curated record.